UCCACUUCUGCAUCUAAAGAGACAAGCACGAACUUCCUGUGUGAUCUCCGUUCAGCUGACUUCACCCUGGCUGCCUCUCUGGGAGGCUUACAGGCUGUGCAGUCUGGGGGAUAGAGAGCCUUCUGUGGGGGGUGUACAGCUCGCAGAGACGCUUGGAAUAUUCUUGCAGAAGCAUCAACAGAAGAUCAGCAGCAGCCAUAAAUGUGGAUUGUUUACACCGGUCGGUCGAGCCGUUCCUGCUUCCCCGCCUCCCAGCGACUCCGAGCGGCCGACUGUGCUCAGCAGCGUAGCCGCAGAUAGCGUCAGUGGAACGGGGCUGAUGGCCCUGGUGCUCGGCCCGGCCUCCAUCACCCUCAGCGUCUGCCCGUGAGACUCCUAGAGAGCUACAAAGCCACACCGCUACAUCUAGUCGCCUCAAGUCCCGUGGGAAGAGCGGAGAAAGGAGAGGCGGAGCGGGGCUCAGCAUCGCGCCGUGCAUGGUGCUGCGGUGUCGGAGGGAGUGGAUGUGCAGCCAGAGCUGACCCAGAGAUGGCUGUUCUCAAACUGGCCGACCAGCCUCCUCUCAUCCAGGCAAUCUUCAGUGGAGAUUCUGAAGAGAUCCGUAUGCUCAUAUACAAGUCUGAAGACAUCAAUGCUCUGGAUGCAGAGAAGCGCACUCCGCUGCAUGCGGCAGCCUUCCUGGGCGAUGGCGAGAUCACCGAACUCCUCAUCCUCUCGGGGGCACGUGUCAACGCCAAAGAUAACAUGUGGCUGACCCCUCUCCAUCGUGCUGUUGCAUCUCGGAGUGAGGAGGCUGUUCGAGUCUUGAUCCGCCACUCUGCUGACGUGAACGCGCGGGACAAGAACUGGCAGACGCCGCUGCAUGUCGCUGCAGCGAAUAACGCGCUGCGAUGCGCUGAAAUCAUCAUCCCACUGCUGAGCAGCGUCAACGUGUCCGAUCGUGGUGGACGCACUGCUCUCCACCACGCUGCCCUCAACGGCCACACUGAGAUGGUAAACCUUCUCCUCACUAAAGGAGCCAACAUCAAUGCCUUUGAUAAAAAGGAUGGCCGAGCUCUGCACUGGGCAGCUUUCAUGGGUCACUUGGAUGUGGUGUGCCUGCUGGUAAACAAAGGCGCAGAGAUCAGCUGCAAAGACAAACGAGGAUACACUCCGCUUCACACGGCAGCCUCCAGUGGACAGAUUGCCGUCGUCAAACACCUGCUCAACCUGUCUGUUGAGAUAGAUGAGCCCAAUGCAUUUGGAAACACGCCUCUCCACGUGGCCUGUUUCAAUGGUCAGGACGCUGUUGUCAGUGAGCUGAUUGAUUAUGGGGCCAAUGUCAGCCAGGCCAACAACAAAGGCUUCACUCCGCUGCACUUUGCUGCUGCCUCCACACACGGAGCGCUCUGCCUGGAGUUUCUGGUCAACAAUGGGGCCGAUGUCAAUGUACAGAGUCGGGAUGGAAAGAGUCCUCUCCACAUGACUGCGGUUCACGGACGGUUCACUCGCUCCCAGACCCUCAUCCAGAACGGCGGAGAGAUCGACAGUGUGGACAAGGAUGGCAACACUCCCCUUCACAUUGCUGCUCGCUAUGGCCACGAGCUCCUCAUCAACACGCUUAUCACCAGCGGAGCCGACUGCACCAGGCGAGGAGUCCACGGGAUGUUUCCUCUUCACCUGGCUGCCUUGAAUGCGCACUCUGACUGCUGCCGGAAGCUGCUGUCGUCAGGUCGGAGGUUUAGCAUAAUGUGUAACGACUCGGUCCUGUCUGCAGGCUUUCAGAUAGACACUCCAGAUACGCUGGGGAGGACCUGCCUCCACGCUGCUGCUGCCGGAGGUAAUGUGGAUUGUGUCAAGUUGCUCCUGAGCAGUGGAGGAGACCACAACAGGAGAGAUAAGUGUGGCAGGACUCCACUUCACUAUGCGGCUGCCAGCCGUCACUAUCAGUGUCUGGAGACUCUGUUGGCAUGUGGCACUGCCAUAAAUGCCACAGACCAGUGGGGGCGCUCCGCCCUGCACUAUGCUGCUGCCUCAGAUCUGGAUAGAAGACGUCGUGUUGCUCUGGAGCCAGAGAGUGAAGGCGUUCAGGCAGAAAGGGAGAAGGAGGCAGCACUAUGUUUGGAGUUCCUGCUUCAGAGCGGUGCUACGGCCUCACUGAAAGACAAACAGGGUUACAACCCUGUCCACUACGCCGCAGCCUAUGGACACAGGCACUGUCUAGAACUGCUGCUGGACAGAGAUGGCGGUCACCAAGACGACUCUGAAUCUCCACAUGCCAGGAGCCCGCUGCACCUCGCUGCGUACCAUGGCCAUGCUCAGGCCCUGGAGGUGCUGCUGCAGGGGGAGAGAGAGGUAGACCAGGGGGACGAGAUGGGGAGGACAGCUCUGGCGCUGGCUGCUCUCCGUGGUCACUCUGACUGCGUUCACACCCUCCUCAGCCAGGGAGCAUCGCCACGCACUACUGAUAAGCAGUAUGGACGCACCCCGGUGCACCUUGCAGUGAUGAAUGGUCAUACUACGUGUGUGCGCCUCCUGCUGGAUGAAUCGGAUAAUUCAGACCUCGUGGAUGUUGCUGACUCUCAGGGACAGACUCCUCUGAUGCUCGCGGUGGCCGGAGGUCACGUCGACGCCGUGUCGCUGCUGCUGGAAAGGGAAGCCAAUGUCAAUGUGGCCGAUAACCACGGCCUCACAGCGCUGCACCUUGGGCUGCUGUGUGGUCAGGAGGAGUGCAUCCAGUGUCUGCUGGAGCAGGAGGCUUCGGUUUUGCUUGGCGACUCGCGCGGUCGUACAGCCAUCCACUUGGCCGCUGCCCGAGGCCACGCUUCCUGGCUGAGUGAGCUGUUGAGCAUCGCCUGCUCUGAGGCGCCAUCCUUGCCCCCGCUGAGAGACCACAGCGGGUACACACCGCUGCACUGGGCCUGUUAUUAUGGUCAUGAAGGGUGUGUGGAGGUCCUGCUAGAACAGAAAGGCUGCCGCUGUAUUGAUGGGAACCCCUUUACCCCUCUGCACUGCGCUGUAACCAAUGAUCACGAGCCAUGUGCAUCGCUGUUGCUGGAGGCGAUGGGUUCAGACAUCGCUGGCUGCUGCGAUGCUAAGAGCAGGACUCCUCUUCAUGCUGCAGCAUUUGCCGGUCAUGUCGAUUGUGUCCAGUUGCUCCUUUCCCACGAUGCACCUGUGGAUGUCGCAGAACAGUCGGGUCGCACUGCGCUGAUGAUGGCGGCUCAGAGGGGCAGGGUCGGGGCUCUUGAGGUGCUGUUGACCAGCGCCAGUGCCAACCUCAGUCUGACUGACAAGGACGGCAACACCGCCCUGCACCUGGCUUGCAGUAAUGGGAAGGAAGACUGUGUGUUGCUGAUCCUCGAGAAGCUGUCUGACACUGUGCUCAUUAAUGCCACGAAUGCAGCGCUGCAAACUCCUCUGCACCUGGCGGCUCGUAGCGGUCUGAAGCAGGUGGUCCAGGAGCUGCUGUCCAGAGGAGCCAACGUUCAGACGGUGGAUGAGAACGGUCUGACGCCUGCUCUGGCUUGUGCUCCUAGUAGAGAGGUGGCUGACUGUUUGGCUCUCAUUCUGGCUACCAUGAUGCCUUUCUGCUCACCUUGCAGCUCUGGAGCUCCCUCCCCAGGGUCCUUGUUGAGGCAUAUACCCCACCAGGGGGGUAAAGGCCUAUCCACUGGCCCUCGGGCGUCACGCAGCCCCAGGAACCCCUCGGGACCAUCCAGCGAGGGAACCACAGAGAACGACUCAGAGGAUUCCGAAACUUUCUGACCCCUCUGAACCGACUCUCUAGCUUCCUACCUCCAAGAGUGCACGUGAACGUCUUACCUCUCUCCUCGGUGAGGAAUGAUGCAGUGUUUGAGUGCACAACUGAGGGAGAAGGAUAGAGACUUGGUCAUUCAUAGAGCCCAUAAAAGUUCAAUAUUAAAUAAAUAACUUGUGGACAAUAA
Neolamprologus brichardi is the source of this 3926-nucleotide messenger RNA. It is a transcript of the gene ankrd44, whose product is annotated as ankyrin repeat domain 44. The record is from RefSeq and is a predicted model, not a curated record. NCBI's taxonomy places the organism in Eukaryota, Metazoa, Chordata, Actinopteri, Cichliformes, Cichlidae. Gene Ontology annotation, molecular function: protein binding.